Messenger RNA from Erinaceus europaeus (western European hedgehog), 2761 nucleotides. It is a transcript of the gene PKP3, whose product is annotated as plakophilin 3. The transcript is spliced from 14 exons. Gene Ontology annotation, biological process: cell-cell junction assembly; cell-cell adhesion. Bases 92 to 2488 code for a protein of 798 amino acids. NCBI's taxonomy places the organism in Eukaryota, Metazoa, Chordata, Mammalia, Eulipotyphla, Erinaceidae. Gene Ontology annotation, cellular component: cytoplasm; adherens junction; plasma membrane. Gene Ontology annotation, molecular function: cadherin binding. The record is from RefSeq and is a predicted model, not a curated record.
ACAGGAGACACGUCCAGGGAGCAACCGGUCGGAUGAGCAGCAGUUCCCGGCCCACCCCCCGCAUCCCCACAGCCCGUCCCAGACGCCAGCGAUGGAGCCCAGGACACCUCGGCCCGCCACCCUGGGCCCAGCCACCAGCCCUUGCAGCGCCAGCCGGCCCGAGGCCGGAGUGUGCUCCCUGGCGCUGCCCUCGGACCUGCAGCUGGACCGCCGGGCAGCCGAGGGCCCCGAGGCGGAGAGGCUGCGUGCGGCCCGAGUCCAGGAGCAGGUGCGGGCCCGGCUGCAGCAGAUGGGCCAGCAGGGGCGGCUGAACGGGCCCGAGCCGGAGGGGGCAGCCGAGGGCCCCAGAGGUGUCAGCCGCGGCCAGUACCACACCCUGCAGGCCGGCUUCAGCUCCCGCUCACAGGGCCUGAGCGCUGACCAUGCGACCCUCCGGCCCAUGGCCAAACCAGCCUGCAUCCCCCCAUCCUGGUCCUCACGCUCUGCUGUGGACCUGAGCAUCUCCCGGAGACCCAGCUCGGCCCACAACGGAGGCGGCGCCUUCGGGGGACCCCUGCCCGCCGGCCCCCCGCCCGGGCGGCCCCUGUCCUUCCACGAGCGGGCAGCAGGCGCCCGUGGAGACUACGACACGCUGUCCCUGCGCUCGCUGCGGCUGGGCCCCGGUCUGGAUGACCGCUACAGUGUGACGUCGGAGCAGCUGGAGCCAGCCGCCUACCGCGCCUUCGCCUUCGAGCGCCAGGCCAGCGUGGGCUCCGGCCGCAUGGGGGGCCCCGAUUGGCCCGAGGCUCCCGAGGGCGCCCCCAGCCGCACCAUCCGCGCCCCCGCCAUGCGCACGCUACAGCGAUUCCAGAGCAGUCACCGCAGCCGGGCCGUCGGCAUGGCGGCCGGGCCAAUGGAGCCAGUGGGCCGGGCUCUGGAGCCCACAGGCCGGGCGCCCUCCGUGCGCAGCCUCAGCCUGGCCGACGCGGGACACCUGCCCGAUGUGCGUGGGCUGGACAGCUACGGCGGGCAGCGCACCUUGCAGCGGCUGAGCAGCGGCUUUGACGACAUGGACCUGGCCUCGGCCGUCAAGUACCUCAUGGCCUCCGACCCCAACCUGCAGGUGCUGGGCGCCGCCUACAUCCAGCACCGAUGCUACAGCGAUGCCUCGGCCAAGAAGCAGGCCCGCAGCCUCCAGGCAGUGCCACGGCUGGUGAAGCUCUUCAACCAUGCCAACCAGGAGGUGCAGCGCCACGCCACGGGAGCCACGCGCAACCUCAUCUACGACAACGCGGACAACAAGUUGGCGCUGGUGGAGGAGAACGGCAUCUUCGAGCUGCUGCGGACGCUGCGGGAGCAGGACGAUGAGCUGCGGAAGAACGUCACAGGGAUCCUGUGGAACCUGUCAUCCAGUGACCACCUGAAGGACCGCCUGGCCCGUGACACGCUUGAGCAGCUCACAGACCUGGUUCUGAGCCCCCUCUCAGGGGCAGGCGGCCCACCUCUCAUCCAGCAGAACGCCUCGGAGGCCGAGAUCUUCUAUAAUGCCACCGGCUUCCUCAGGAAUCUGAGUUCAGCCUCCCAGGUCACCCGCCAGAAGAUGCGUGAGUGCCAUGGGCUGGUGGAUGCCCUGGUGACCUACAUCAACCACGCCCUGGAUGUGGGCAAGUGUGAAGACAAGAGCGUGGAGAAUGCAGUGUGUGUGCUGAGGAACCUCUCCUACCGCCUGUACGAUGAGAUGCCGCCAUCCGCCCUGCAGCGGCUGGAGGGCCGGGGCCGCAGGGACACGGCGGGGGCACCGGUCGGCGAGGUGGUGGGCUGCUUCACGCCGCAGAGUCGACGGCUCCGUGAGCUGCCCCUGACAGCUGACGCCUUGACCUUCGCGGAAGUGUCUAAGGACCCCAAGGGCCUGGAGUGGCUGUGGAGCCCCCAGAUCGUGGGGCUGUACAACCGACUGCUGCAGCGCUGUGAGCUGAACCGGCACACCACGGAGGCCGCGGCCGGUGCCCUGCAGAACAUCACCGCUGGGGACCGCAGGUGGGCAGGCGUGCUCAGCCGCCUAGCGCUGGAGCAGGAGCGCAUCCUGAACCCCCUGCUGGACCGCGUCCGCACCGCUGACCACCACCAGCUGCGCUCGCUCACAGGCCUCAUCCGGAACCUGUCCCGGAACGCCAGGAACAAGGACGAGAUGUCCACCAAGGUGGUGAGCCACCUGAUCGAGAAGCUGCCGGGCAGCGUGGGGGAGAAGUCGCCACCCGCGGACGUGCUGGUCAACAUGGUGGCGGUGCUCAACAACUUGGUUGUGGCCAGCCCCAUCGCCGCGCGAGACCUGCUGUACUUCGACGGGCUUCGCAAGCUGGUCUUCAUCAAGAAGAAACGGGACAGCCCAGACAGUGAGAAGUCCUCCAGGGCAGCCUCCAGCCUCCUGGCCAACCUGUGGCAGUACAGCAAGCUGCACCGCGACUUCCGGGCGAAGGGCUACCGAAAGGAGGACUUCCUGGGGCCAUAGCUGGAGGCCUUCCUGGAAGAGGAGGAAGACGCAGGUGCUCUAGCGUCCCAGGCACAGGCCCAGCAGGGCUGUUUAGUGGUGCUCAGAGGAGGAGGCCACCAGGCCCAGGGUUGUGUCCUGUGGAGUCCUCAGAGGACCUGGGCCACCAGGGAGGGGCGCUUUGGAUGGGGAUGCAGCUUUGCAGGCAGGGGGCGGGCAGGGCUUGGCUGCCUGGGUGAGGGGGUGGAGCCGGCGGGGCCCCGGGGUGCUGGGAAUAAAGAUGGUCGCACUUGG